AUGUCCGAAGUAAAUACGACUCCAGAAGUCGUACCGAAUGUAGUGAAUGAUAAGAAUUCAACACAGAAUACCGCAGAAAAUGAUGAGAUUAAAGGAGAAGAAUCCUUGAAACAAAACAAUGAUAAAGAUAAAGAAUCACCGGAUAAAAUCAUCACAAAAGAGGUCAUCAACGAUAAUGAUAACGAUAAAGAAGCGACCGAUAAUAAAAAAGUGGAGAAUGAAGAGCAGAACAAUGAGGUCAAACCACAAUCACCCUCCCAACAAAUUCAAGAUUGUCGCAAAACAUCUGAAGGCGACAGUGAAGAUGAUGCAGCGGCGCCGAAACGUCGUCGAACCACUUCGCUUGUUGCCGAUUCACCGUGCUCAAGUGAGAAUUUCAGCAUUUUCAUGCGAACAUCCUCUGAAGUAUUGUAG
Messenger RNA from Anisakis simplex (herring worm), 414 nucleotides. NCBI's taxonomy places the organism in Eukaryota, Metazoa, Nematoda, Chromadorea, Rhabditida, Anisakidae. The record is from the annotation of a GenBank genome assembly.